Molecule: messenger RNA, 1069 nt
Organism: Drosophila erecta
Lineage: Eukaryota; Metazoa; Arthropoda; Insecta; Diptera; Drosophilidae
Gene: Prosbeta2R1
Product: proteasome subunit beta type-7
Exons: 3
Coding region: 28-951 (307 amino acids)
Cellular component (GO): proteasome core complex
Source: RefSeq, a predicted model, not a curated record
CUGACUAUAUUUUGGAUACUGAGCACCAUGCCCUUUCCAUUUUCCGCCCGAGGGGCGCACCAAUCCGUGGAUUUGAUGCGCGCGCGGUGUGGAUUCAACUUCGUGAAUUGCAGGCGAAACGCGGAGCUCUUGUCCCAGGGCUACGAGCCACCGAAGGCGAUUCGCACGGGCACCUCCAUUGUGGGCAUCAUCUGCCAGGACGGCGUUAUACUGGGCGCCGACACCCGCGCCACCGAAGGACCCAUUGUCUCCGACAAGAACUGCUCCAAGAUUCACCAUCUCCAGGAUCACAUAUACUGCUGUGGCGCUGGCACCGCUGCCGACACCGAGAUGAUGACCCUGGUGACCUCCUCCGAGCUGGAUCUGCACCAGCUGAACACCGGCAGGCAGGUGCCGGUGGUCUGUGCCAGCAUGCUGCUCCGCCGGACGCUGUUCCGCUACCAGGGCCACAUCGGGGCCGCCCUGGUGAUGGGCGGCGUGGACAGCACCGGCCCGCAGAUCUAUUGCAUCUAUCCGUGCGGCUCCAAUGACAAGAUCCCCUACGCGGCCAUGGGCUCCGGCACCUUGGCGGCCAUGUCGGUGCUGGAGCACGGCUGGCAUCCCCGCUUGGACCAGGAGCAGGGCAAGCAGCUGGUGCGCGAGGCCAUCUCGGCGGGCGUGUUCAACGACCUGGGCUCCGGCUCCAACAUCGAUCUCUGCGUGAUCACCAGGAAGGGCGCCACGUACCUGAGGACCGACACCAUUGCCAGCGAGAAGGGCGAGCGCUUUGGCAAGUACGGCAUCAAGCCCAACUCCACCUUGGUCACCUCGAUCUCCGUGCUGAGCCUCCAGGUCACCGAUGAGCGCGUCUACGCCGUGGACGACCAGCAGCCGGGCCCCAGUGGCGUCCAGCCGGAUGCCUCGCAGGCGCCCGAGGAACUGGACGCAGCAGCCCAGACCAAAACGCCAUAGGCAUUCCUGCAACUCAUUCAAUUCAGUUCGAGCAAAUUACCCGUUAACCAGCCUCUUGACUUCACAUAAAUGGUAAUGCAUUCGCAAAGCGCCCAGCUUCCGGAUUCCAGAUUCCAGA